CACACACACACACACACACACACACACACACACACACACACACACAGAGCUAUCACAGCCACAACUGAGUCACACAGGGGGAGAGAGAGAGAGAGAGUGAGCAAUGACCAGUCAGUGAAGGUCGGUCAAUGUCCAUGAAGCUUAAUUGGAUAAAGAGUUGGUACCUUGAGUGUCUCGGCAAAGAUUUCAUCCGUGGACAUUUCCCUGUGCUACUGAGAAACAUUGGAAAACUGUACCUCUCUUGUUGAGUUCAUUAGUAUUGAUAACUUUUCUCAUUGACACAGUUCCUCUAUAAGUGUGUAUGUAUGUGUGGUUUAGGAGAAAGGCAGUUUUUUCAUUAAGAGUGAGAGACUGUUAGUAUGAAUGGUCACCUUGAGGGAGAUGGGGGUUACAUCACCCUGAUAAGCUGGAGAUAAGACGUACUGAGCGUUGAGUGUUGCAUGACUCCCAGCAUCAUGUUUCUCCACGUGUCUGCCAGACAAGCAGCCUCCCUCCUCUCACCAGGCUAAGAGAGAGUCACUGCGUUUAAGUGGUCAGGAUGGCGGCAGGAACUAAAUACAAGGCAGUGGCGUUUGUCAGUGAGCCGGACGUGGGUCGUGGGGAUGAUGUGGAGGGCUGGACCACUCUGCCGCCCACUAACCGAGGCGUGGAGUACAGUGAGGCUGCAACGCUGCCACUCGGCUGUCCAAGUGUUGGGGAGAAGAUCAAUGAGUGGGAUGGCCGCACAGACAAGUUCACAGAGAAAAAGGAGUCAAAGGGGUGCGACGCCUGCUGCCGCUGCCUCCUCCGCUCCAAACACAAACUGCCAGAGGAGCCCACCAUGGCCCAGCGCAUCCACUACUCUCUCACCUGCCCACCCCAUGGCAAGGUGGGUGACAUCUUGCUGCGGCUGGUGAUUGGCACUGCGGUGUGGGGGUGCCUCAUCUGCAUCACGGGGCGGCUGGCACUGCCUGGCGGGAACCUGUUCAGCCUGGCAGUGCUGUACAUUGCAGCAGUGCUGUCUGGGAGAGCUUCAGCAGCAGUGGGCAUGCCUCCCUUGCUGGGCAGUCUGGUGGCCGGCAUUCUUUUUGAGAGUGUGCCGGGCAUCAACGCCGUGGGCCACAACGUGGAUGUGUUCUGGUCGUCUGUCAUCAGGAACCUGGUGCUGGUGAUCAUCUUGCUGCGUGCUGGCCUGGGGCUGGACCCGGCGGCGCUGCGGAAGCUGAGCUGUGUUGUGCUGCGGCUGGCCUUCCUUCCCUGUGUGGUGGAGGCUGUGGUGGCCGCCCUCAUGACCAAGCUUCUCCUCGGCUUACCUUGGCUGUGGAGCUUUAUGCUGGGGUUCAUUGUGGCUGCAGUGUCGCCAGCCGUGGUGGUGCCGGGUCUGCUCAAGCUUGCGGAGGAAGGGUACGGUGUGGAGGCCGGCAUUCCCACCCUUGUCAUUGCCGCGGCCAGCCUGGAUGACGUCCUGGCCAUCACCGGUUUCAGUGUCAUGAUGGGCCUGGCCUUUGCUGAGGGGUCGCUGGUGUGGACGUUAGCCAAGGGGCCGCUGGAGGUGGUGGCCGGUCUGGUGUACGGAGUGGUGUUUGGGUCACUGUGCUGGGUGCUGCCUCACCAGGAGAGCAAAGACCGACCUGCCUUCAAGUUUGUCAUUCUCUUCUGCCUUGGUUGUCUUGGCAUGUUUGGCAGCCAUAAGGUUGGCCUGGAGAGCUCUGGACCCAUUGCUGUAUUAUCCCUGGCCUUUGUGACCGGCCUGGGAUGGAGACAGUCGGCCAACAAGGAUGAGGAGGUGACCAGGUACUACCGAGCAUUGUGGGAAGUGUUCCAGCCGGCUCUCUUUGUCCUCAUCGGGGCGGAGAUUGAUGUUGGCAAGAUAGACGCCGGCACCAUUGGCUGGGGUCUGCUGGCAUUGUUGGUAUGUCUCAGCCUGCGUGUGGCCACCUCCUUCUUGGUGGUGAUGGGUGCUGGCUUCUCCCUGCUGGAGCGCCUCUUCAUAGCCAUCGCCUGGCUCCCCAAGGCCACUGUCCAGGCUGCCAUUGGCUCUCACGCGCUGGACUUUGUGAGGCAACACGGAAAUGACCCGGACGACAUCUUCAGAGGACAACAAGUGGUGACCAUUGCUGUCAUGGUGAUCCUGGUCACUGCACCAAUAGGAGCUGCUGCCAUCAAGCUCACCGGCCCUAAGUUCCUUGCCAGGCACCAGCCCCAUGACUCUCAGGCUUAGUUGUCAAGGAGAGCUACAGCAAAGAUGACAGUGUCCCUCACCCCAGCCAAGACACUAUUCCAGCCUUUUCUCACAGCCAUUGUACUUGUGUCCACCUCUACACUGCUGUCACUCCUCCAUUCCCCUGCUGCUCUGUUUGGAAAUCCACCUCUGUUCAUAAGAGCAACAGGGAAGCUGUAAGAAAUCAAUAACUCUCCAUAGAUGACCCUGUAUUAUUUACAUGCCUACAUUCAUCUUUCCUGUCCAUAAUUUUGCUUAAUAGUCUGUUAAAGCACCCUACUCUCUCUGAUCAAGGAGUCUAUUCCUGUCAUCUACCAUCCUAUGUCCACCUUUCCUGUCCACAAUGUUUGUCCCAUAGUCUCUUCAAGCAGCCUUCUGUCCAUCUCUGUAUGAAGUGUGUGCUCCAUUCACUUGUCACUGAUUAGAGAGCCAAUAUCUUCUUGUCUUUCUUUGUGUACAUCAGUGCCUUGUUUCUAUCAGGCAAUGAGCAAUUUUGACUUACACUUGAUAAAGUAAUGAAAUAUGAAUGUUUACACCUCAUAUUUCUUCACUUUCCUUAUUUUAGCAGGGAUUACAUUUAUACAACUCAGAUAAAUAUCAGCUGAUGGAUGUAACUGUUUCAGGAAGUGACAUACGUACUUGUAAGGCUGAUAUGCAAUGAUGUAUUACCAUAGAACUGUUAGUGUUUUACUGUUACAUGUUCCUGUACCUCUGUGUUCAAGUCUUUUAAGGUUGUGUUGCAUUCCUAACCCACAGUGGCAUUGUGUUUAUUCUUCCAAUCCCUACUACAUCAUUUGUAUUGCUGGAAAUGUGUCUUACGAGUCAUGUACUGAUUUAUGCCUUUAUAUGUAAAUUACAAAGAUAUUUAAUAUAAUGGAAGAAUAAACUAUGUCAUGGAUGCACUGAAGCCAUGGUGUAAGUUUAAGAUUCUCAUGAGUGUUGCAAUAGAGAGGAACACAAGCCGUCCACGCUGGUGUCUGGCACAGGGCUUUAUGGUGGCUGAGCUGUGGGAAUAGAGGAUUGCUAGGGGCUUUUCAGCUCAUACAGUAUUUCUUCCAUCCUCACUCAUCUGUCUGUCUAAGUAUGUCUAAAAUUCAAGUGGAUUCUGGUCUGCCUACACUGUCCUGUCUCUACAUUUGUGCCAGCCCCAGAUUGCCAAGACUGUUUUCAUUUAUCUUUCUGUUUCUGAAAACUGAUUUGAUCCCAAUUGAAAUCUUUGGUUCUACUGUAUUCAUGAAUCAGGUCCCUUCCUGUUUCCUGAGUCAAACUUGAAGUAUCUGUCUUUUACUACUUUUAUGAACCAGGUCUCCUCUACCUAAUGUGAACUCUCUGCUUCAAAUAAAUCCAGCCUGUUUCAUUUAUCUUUUCUAUUUGUGAUCCAGGUUCUCCUUGUCUGCCUCCUAACCCUCUACAAGGCCCACCAGCCAGCCAGCCAGCCUCUGUACCAGCACACCCUUAGGCAGUGCAGUGUGAUCAAAACAGAAGCUUUGAGGAAUGUUGUUGAUGUUUUGCUUUUGUGAUACCAAUGUACAAGCAACUGUGGCCUUAAUGAAUUCCUGCAUAUAUAUGUGAAUGUAUGUGUGUGUGUGUGUACUUAGAUCAUUGAUAGAAUAUUGUUGUUACUUGGAUAACUGCCUCAUUGUUGCUGCGGUUCACACAAACACUGCGCUGUGAGGCAAGCCAUUAGUUAUUCAGGGACAAGCCGCCUAAUUGCUGUAUUUUCUCUCAUUGGUUUUUGGUUGUAAGAUCUGAUCAUUUUGCUACACGUUAUCUAUCUGUCUGUCUGAUGCCUCGCUGCCUCAAUGUGGCUCUAUCUUUCUGAUCUUUAUGACUGAGUGACCUUAGUGACUUCCUCUAUGAAAACUGUCUCUAUCAAGCUCUUCACUUUUCUGUGUGUUUUAAAACUGGCUUACACUUUUUUUAAGCUCUUCACACCUUCUCUGUGUUAAACCAUUGAAGCUAGAUAUGACAGAAUGUAGGCAUCAGAUACAGACAGAUGGAUAAGUAGGAAGCAAGACAGACAUACCUUCUCUGUUGCUGUGAUGUGUUGUUAAGUCACUGUCCUAUAGUUUAUAUGCUUUAUAUACAUAUAUAUUUACAGAAGCUAUUAUAUAUUUACAUUACUGUUUCUGUGUCAAUAAAAGUAAUAUGUAAGAGAUAGUACACUUGAAAUAGCUCUGCUGUUUUGUGAUGAAUUAAUGUAAGUAAUUGAAGUAUAAUAGUAAAGUAUUAGGAAGGCUGUUCCACUCACUGGCAACGAACACCAUCUUGCCUUUCUCCGAUUGUCUGAUCUCUGUGCUCCUUGAACUACUCUCUCUUCAGCAGAGUGUGCUGUGCAUGUCUGUCAGGAGCAACACUGACUGCCUUACUCUUACUUCCUACUGCUGGAAGAAUCAUUUAGGGUCUUACAUUUAUAAUACAACUUGAGCCAUUUUAACAUUUGUACUUAACUUAUGAGUGUGUGCAAUUGUCGAUCUCAUUGUAUGAUUCCUUGACAUCAAAGUGCAAUAUUGCAUAUUUAACUAAUGAGUAUUUGAGCAUCAUCAGGUAUUUUUACUACAAGAUGUGUACCAGUUGAAAAAUGACAUACAUUCCCCAAGAUAUGUUCACAUUGACAUGAAACAAGCCAUGUUUUACUCCCACGAAUAAUAAUUUUAAUUGGAGACUCA
Molecule: messenger RNA, 4869 nt
Organism: Portunus trituberculatus (swimming crab)
Lineage: Eukaryota; Metazoa; Arthropoda; Malacostraca; Decapoda; Portunidae
Product: sodium/hydrogen exchanger 9B2-like
Exons: 12
Coding region: 539-2200 (553 amino acids)
Biological process (GO): proton transmembrane transport
Cellular component (GO): membrane
Molecular function (GO): antiporter activity
Source: RefSeq, a predicted model, not a curated record